AUGAAAGCUUCUACAUCGACAUCAGCCUCCUCCACUCCAGUUCCCCACAAUGCUCUACCGCCACCAUCGACUACCUCUGCUGCACGUUCCUCACGAAUUGCUCCUCAUUCACACAUCAAAGGACUUGGUUUGACACCGGAAGGGCUUGCGAGCGCUGAUAGUGCAGGGUUCAUCGGUCAAAUCAUAGCACGGGAGGCUUGUGGUGUCGUCGUGGAUCUCAUAAAAUCGCGAAGAUUCUCGGGACGCGCGUUAUUGCUGGUGGGCGCGCCUGGGACAGGCAAAACCGCGUUGGCGUUGGCUGUGUCGCAUGAACUCGGAGCAAAAGUCCCCUUUUGUCCUAUGGUUGGGUCAGAGGUGUACAGUACGGAGGUCAAGAAGACGGAAGUUCUGGCCGAGGCGUUCCGGAGAGCCAUAGGUCUUCGGAUAAAAGAGACAAAAGAGGUGUAUGAGGGCGAAGUGACAGAGCUGACGCCCGCGGAAUCUGAGAACCCCCUCAGCGGAUAUGGCAAGACCGUCUCCCAUGUCAUCGUGGGCCUAAAAACCGUGAAGGGCACAAAACAACUUCGUCUUGAUCCUAGCAUCUACGAAGCCAUCUUGAAGGAAAAAAUUGUCGUUGGCGAUGUCAUAUACAUCGAGUCCAAUACAGGCGCCGUCAAGCGUGUUGGACGCUCAGACGCCUAUGCCUCUUCGUAUGAUCUAGAAUCUGAGACAUAUGUUCCUCUACCAAAAGGAGACGUCCACAAACGGAAAGAGUUAGUGCAGGAUGUGACCCUAGGCGAUCUCGACGCGGCGAACGCGCGGCCGCAGGGUGGCCAGGAUAUCAUGAGUGUCAUGGGUAGCCUGGUCAAAAGUGGGCGAACCGAGGUCACGGAUAAACUGCGUCGGGAAGUCAAUAAAGUCGUGAAGGGCUAUGUUGAUCAAGGUGUUGCAGAGGUCGUCCCUGGUGUCGUCUUCAUCGACGAGGUCCAUAUGCUCGAUAUCGAGUGUUUCACAUAUUUGAAUGCCCUGCUUGAGUCUCCCAUGGCACCGACCGUCAUCUUUGCCACUAAUCGGGGCAAUUCGUUGGUCCGCGGAACAACAGACAUUGUUGCACCCCACGGCAUUCCCGUGGAUCUGCUGGACCGGUGUUUGAUCGUCAAGACGGAAGGGUACUCGCGGGAACAGGUCAGCAAGGUUGUGCAACUGCGUGCGAACAUUGAAGGCCUCAAGCUCGGCGAGGGCGUUCUCGAUCGGUUCGCAGAGGAGGGCGAGAAGGGCUCGCUGCGAUAUGCGCUCCAAUUACUUACUCCCUCUUCCAUCUUGGCUGGCCUUUCCGGUCGCACACAAAUCGAAUUGGAGGAUAUUGGGGAGAUGAAUGAGUUGUUCAUCGACGCGAAAACAUCUGCGGGUAUGAUAGAAGAGAGAGACGGCUUAGCUGUGUAG
This is a messenger RNA of Heterobasidion irregulare TC 32-1, 1422 nucleotides long. RefSeq lists its product as uncharacterized. Lineage: Eukaryota; Fungi; Basidiomycota; Agaricomycetes; Russulales; Bondarzewiaceae. The record is from RefSeq and is a predicted model, not a curated record. The transcript has 6 exons. Gene Ontology annotation, cellular component: R2TP complex; NuA4 histone acetyltransferase complex; Swr1 complex. Gene Ontology annotation, molecular function: ATP binding; DNA helicase activity; ATP hydrolysis activity. Gene Ontology annotation, biological process: chromatin remodeling; box C/D snoRNP assembly; regulation of transcription by RNA polymerase II. Bases 1 to 1422 code for a protein of 473 amino acids.